Molecule: messenger RNA, 3138 nt
Organism: Phalaenopsis equestris
Lineage: Eukaryota; Viridiplantae; Streptophyta; Magnoliopsida; Asparagales; Orchidaceae
Exons: 7
Coding region: 591-2681 (696 amino acids)
Source: RefSeq, a predicted model, not a curated record
AGAGAGAGAGAGAGAGAGAGAUGCAUGGGGAUUGGAGAGGUGGACACAGGAAGGGGUGGAGAAAAAAAGGGUGAAGAGAAGGACGAAGGGAGAGAAAAAGGAGAAUUUGGAUGCAUGGACUUUGAAUCAGUUUAAUCGGAAAGUAACGUAAAACAUUGAUCAGACAGGUCUGCUGCUCCGAUCGCUCCUCUUCAUUGGUGUGGGUUGAGCCUUCUGAGAGCCGCUGCAAUUUGGUUUGUGGAAAAGCAACUAGUUUCUGAUCUCACUUGCUACCAUGCAAUUAGAAGCUUUAUUCGAGUAAUAACAUUUGGAUUUGAUGAAUUUGAUUAAGAAGACCGUGGUGCUUUAUGAACCGUCCAUUUCAGCCUUUAGAGCAUUGAAUUUGGCUGUGAUUAAUGUUUGGAUUUUGUCUUGGUUCAUUCUACAACACUGAUUAAAUCACUGAGUUGGACAUUAGAGAAUUUCUUUUCCUAUAGAGAAAAUUAUAUCCGAUUGAAGAAUUUCCACAUUUUCUAUAGUAUUUGGUUCCAAAUGGUAAACACAUAAUUGCAGAUAGUGUUUCAUAGCUUUGUGAUAGGGGGUUCUCUACAAUGGGGUUGCCUCAAUUACCUCCAAGUACAGCCGAUGAAGUAGCUACAUCACUGAGCACAUUAGUGUCAGUCCAAUCAAUUAGUGAUUUUUCGUGCCCCUCUAUUAGUGAUUUCCAUAUCAAAACUACAUCAGAACUCCCGAAAGGAGUAGAUGGACCAUUCAAGUUUAAGAAUGCCAUUGAUGGAGCUGCAAGCUUUGAAGGUCUUAAGCUUGACUGCAAGGAUAAGAGGGGUUGGAUAAGGCCUAAGGUUGGACAGGAUGCCCAAAAACCAGUGAUAAGGAUUGUUGGUUUUGAAUCUGGCCAUCAAGACUCGAUCUUUGGUUCGGAAAAAGUUGUGUUGAAUGAGACUAAGUGUGUUGAUUCUUUUGGCAGUUUAGCAGAAUCAAAUGGGUCACAGAUGAGAAAACGUUUGUUAUCUCCGCUGAAUGGCAUGCUUCACAAGCAUUUCCAUGGUGACCUUUUAGAUCUUGGCGGGACUGGUGAUGUUUGUGAUCGCUCUAAUGAUACGGUUAGGAGAUGUUUACUUCAAUCAGAGGAUUGUAGGAAAGUAAAUAUUAAAAGUGUUAGUGAAUUUGAUGCUUUCGUUCGUCCAAAUUCACAGGUUUCACCUUGGAUUAGUCAAAUGAAACACGAAAAUAAUAGUUUCAGUUCAGAUAGAUUUACUGAUGGUCCUUUGCUUCACAAUAAGGAUUCUUAUUCGUUAUUUCAUCAGUCAAAUACUUCAGACAUCACGAAAAUCAACGCUAUAACCAUGUCAAGAAAUUCUGACACGAUUGCCAUAUCUCCUAAGUUGGUCAACUCCCCCCCGCUCUUCUUGUCUCCUCUCGGUCCUAAAGGGUCCGAAAGAACUAAUAUUGUCGGAGCAUCGAAAAUUAUAUGCAGCAAGAUUGAAAGUGAAUCUCAGAUUUUAGAAGAUACUGCAGAUUCUAGAGAUGUAACUGUGGCUGGUAAUACAUUCGUAAGUGGCACUAUGUUGUUUGAUGAGUCUUAUUUGUCUUCCCCGGUCGGUUAUCAUUCAGGAAGGAGCUGGGAGGGUCCAGAGUCAGCCCCAUCCCAUUGCACUAAACCAGUGAGAAAUUUAAACGUUUUACAUGUGAGGAGGUCGCUAGUUGGUUCUUUUGAGGAGUCCCUUCUGUCUGGUCGACUUUCAUCUGGGAAAAUCAGCCAGAGGAUUGAUGGGUUUUUGGCUGUUCUCAAUGUUAGUGGUGGCAGUUUUUCUCCACAGACUCAGAAACUUCCUUUUGCUGUAACAAGUAUUGAUGGGGACAGCUCGUUGUUAUACUACGCAGCUAUUGAUCUCGCGGAUAGUUCGCUAUUGAAUAAGAGCAAGAGCCAAAAGUUGAAAAGAAGCCUCAGCAUUGAUGAUUCCCAAGCUGUCAAGAGUCGCUUGCGCAUUCCUAUGAAGGGCCGCAUACAACUGGUUCUUAGCAAUCCAGAAAGGACUCCUGUUCACACAUUCUUUUGCAACUAUGACUUGAGCGAUAUGCCCCCUGGAACAAAGACGUUCAUGCGCCAGAAGGCUACUCUAUCAUCUUCUUCUUCUGUUUCCCAUUUGAUAAAAGGAAUGAGAAGUCAAAACUCAGUGCUCUCCAACAAAACUGAAGGCUGUGUGCAUGUUACUACUGAUCAUCAUUCUGAAAAAGCUAGUAGAUCUCCAACUAUACCAGACCUUAAUUCCCUGUUCUUUUCACCUUCGGAAAGCCCUGAACAGCCUAAUGGUUUUAUAGCUAAUAUGAACACCAAUUAUUUUAUGAACGGAGAGGGGGAUAUAACUUAUCAGAAAUCUAUUCAUAGCUCUACAAAACUAAAUGAUAAUUGCCCUACUUCUGGUGCUCUGCGUUAUGCCCUACAUGUUCGUUUUCUAUGCCCCUUUUCAAGGAAAUGUUGCAAAGCAGUGCAAAGAUGUCAAUCGGAUCCCUUUUCGGUGCCAAAGAGAAAUAAUGGAGCUGUUGAGGGAGAGCGUCACUUCUAUUUGUAUAAUGAUAUUAGAGUAGUGUUUCCUCAACGCCAUUCUGAUGCAGAUGAGGGCAAGCUUCGGGUGGAGCACCAUUUUCCAGCAGAUCCGAAGUACUUUGAUGUAAGCAACUGAACAGAAGAUGUCAUGCCAUGGCUUCCAAUUGUACAUAGCUUCUCAUUUCCUCAAAUGAAAUCUGUAAAGAAACUCCUCCCAUUUCCUGUAAAUAAAAUGCCUUUAACUAUUCUAUUGCUCUAUUUCUGAUUCAUCUUUCUUUUCUCAAUGAACAAAACUUACGUGAGGAUAUAAUAAAAUGUACUAUGAUGAACUUCAUUGCCGUUGAAUUUGCGGUAAGAUUAGUGCUAGUCAGGAUAUCUUAUAUAGCAUUAAUCUUAGUGCAAAUCCAAUAGUUUUGCAGCCCAUCAUGAUGAGUUUACAUCAGGAUAUCCUGAUAAUUUUUUUAUUUCUCAAUCAUCUGGUGUUCUAGGGAAAUAAGCUUGAUCUUAGUAGUUUUAGAGCUUUGUAUUAAGUUUUUAAUGACCAUGGGACUUGCCACCAUCAUGUGGUAAAUGGUGCAAUCAAGUUAGUAAUA